Vitis riparia (riverbank grape) is the source of this 1335-nucleotide messenger RNA. RefSeq lists its product as uncharacterized. The transcript is spliced from 2 exons. The coding region runs from base 1 to 1335 and encodes 444 amino acids. The record is from RefSeq and is a predicted model, not a curated record. Lineage: Eukaryota; Viridiplantae; Streptophyta; Magnoliopsida; Vitales; Vitaceae.
AUGACCACGGGCAUUGUUCGGAGCUUAGGAGUGGGUAGAUUCAUUGAAUGGGGAGCUAUAGACUCAAGGGGUGCAGCCGGAGGAAUAGUGGUGAUAUGGGACAACAGGAUGCUGGAGUUGGUUGACAUGCAAAAAGGAUUGUUCUCUAUUACGUGCACUUUUAAGAGCUGCGAGGAUGGUUUUAUAUGGACGUUUACUGGGGUUUAUGGGCCAAUUUUAAGGAGGGAGAGGGAGAGUUUUUGGGAAGAGCUGGGGGCCAUUAAGGGGCUUUGGAAUGGGCCGUGGAGGGAGAUUGAACUCAAUUAUGAGAAGGUUCGCAGAAGUGAAAGAAGAUCUGGAGUUAAAGGACCUGCCCAUGGUGGGGGCCCUUUUACAUGGACUGGAGGAGCGGGUAAUCAGUCUUCUUCAAGGUUGGAUCGUUUUCUGGUUAAUGAGGAGUGGGAUAGCCAUUUUGGAGAUGCGAGGCAGUUUCUCCUUCCAAGACCCGUGUCCGAUCACUUCCCGAUUCUUAUGGAUGGUGGGGGUAUGAGAAGAGGCCCUAUCCCGUUUAGAUUCGAGAAUAUGUGGUUGAAAGCUGAAGGUGUCAAGGAUCUUCUGAAGCAAUGGUGGGAGGAAGGCAGAUUCAGUGGAUCUGCAAGUUUUAUCUUGGCUGAAAAAUUAAAAUUUAUGAAGGCUAAGCUGAAGGAAUGGAACAGAAACAGUUUUGGAAGGGUUGAAUAUAGAAAGAAUACGGCACUGGAGCAGAUGGAGUAUUGGGAUGCAAAGGAGAAAACCAGCAGGCUGUCAUUGGAAGAGCUGGAAGCCAGAAACGAAGCGAAAGAAGAGUAUAAAAAAUGGGUCUUACUUGAAGAAAUCACGUGGAGGCAAAAAUCCAGGGAAGUGUGGCUGAAAGAGGGAGAUAGAAAUACCGGUUUUUUCCACAAAAUGGCCAACGCACAUAGGAGGAGGAAUAAUGUGGACAGAAUUAAGAUUAACGGAGCGUGGCUCACGGAGGAAAAUGAUAUCAGGGAAGGGAUCGCCAAUGCUUUUAAGACGUUGUUGUCUAAUCCGGGGGAAUGGAGACCUUCUGUUUCUGGGCUGCAGUUUGAGAUGUUAGAGCCUUUGGACGUCAGUGCAUUGGAGUCUCCUUUUAUGGAAGAGGAGGUGCGUGACGCCCUAGAAGGCUGUAAUGGGGAUAAAGCCCCGGGGCCAGAUGGAUUCUCUAUGGCCUUUUGGAUUUUUGCUUGGGAUUUCGUGAAGGCUGAUGUGAUGAGCUUCUUUAAGGAGUUUCACGAAAAUGACAAAUUUGUUAAAAGCCUAAAUGCAACAUUUAUGGUCUUAAUUCCAAAAAAGUAG